Phytophthora nicotianae INRA-310 is the source of this 902-nucleotide messenger RNA. RefSeq lists its product as hypothetical. The transcript has a single exon. Bases 12 to 737 code for a protein of 241 amino acids. Lineage: Eukaryota; Oomycota; Peronosporomycetes; Peronosporales; Peronosporaceae. The record is from RefSeq and is a predicted model, not a curated record.
CAUCUGCAAAAAUGGGUACCCAAAAAUGCAACAAGGUUCAAGAGGCACUUGUCCGUCCGUUUGUCCUCAUUUGGAUAUUCUCCUCCUCCUUCCUACGACGCAGAUCUCUAAUGGCUGGUCUAGUUAAAGGACUCGCCGGCGAUCUCACGGGCUCUGCUGACGUUUGCAAGAUUGUCGCCGACUUUUCCAAGUGCUUGGCGUCUGAGUAUCUACUGCCAAAUGAGACGAUCGCCUUCUCCUUGGUCUCGGUAAAGGAAGAGUUCACAUUCACUAACAUGGCGUUGAUCCUACUGGAGGGCGAGAAUGCUACCACCACCCGCAAACUUGUGGAACGCUACGACUACAAGAACAACACCAUCACGCACGUAAAGUUUGAGAGUGCCGGACACGUCGAUCGCGACUGCGAGAUCAAGUUCAACAUCGGCGCCAAGGGCAUCUCCAUUGACAUAGCAAAAGGUGAACAGACGUCAGCUCAAGGAAUCUACAAGGUGCUGGAGCUGUUGAGUCGAGCUCAAGUCGCAAAUGAACGUCUGUGGGAGAUUAGUACGCUAGGCAUGAAGCACGCGAGUGAAGCCCUAUAUCUCACUGAGAACAGCGGCCAGACUCUCCAGAAGCAGUCGGACGAAGCUACUGCGUGGCUCUAUGAAGCCUACAAGCGCACCCACCCUCACUGCUACCGCGAUGUCAUCCAAACAGCCUUCUCGGAUCUUCGCCUAGCGGACAAGAUGGCACAGUAAAACAAGUAGUUGCCUAAUGUAAAAAAAAAACUACCUACUUCAGUACUUCAGUAGUAGGCAAAAUUUCUGACAGUUUUUUCGAUAGGCAUUUGGUUUUAUAAAAACAGUCCGGUAAAUAGUAGAUAUGUUACGACCAAAACACGUUGCUCUGAGGUUCCUAGUUCU